UUUACGUUCAACAGGCGUAUCGCAGUCUUUCCUGUGUAUUUCGACAAAUAACUCGUGAAUGUUUUGUAGUUUUGUAGUGGUUUAUUUAUGUGUUCCAAGGCACUGUUUAAUGAUUUUUCCGAAAUCGGAAAAUUUUUUUCAGAUUUAAAUGGCAGUAUAUCCCAGAAAUGGAAGAGGCUUCGAAAAUGCUGCGCAUCUCUUAGGGGCAGUAAUGUAUACAAUUCGGAAACAUCUAAAAGUACAUUGCUGGAAUCGACGACCCCUCACAUUCUAGUCAGCACACCACAUACCACUUCUUCGUUACGAAUACCCAACACUACCAAGAAGAGUAGCGUUCAAGAUGUACUGAGGGCGAAACUAAAUCAAAUUCAUAUAGGUAUAAGAAAACGACGCGCUCUCUCCGUCCAAGAGUUCUUCCACAAUCCGAGCCAGGAGAAACCUCCAACAUUUUACGUUCCAUCACCGUCCGAUGAUCACCCCAUCGCCCAAACCAGACGACCCAGGUCGCGCCAAAGAGCCAUCAAUUCACUGACUUUCACCCCGUCACAUAGCAAAGAAUUCAUAAAAACCAACAGCGGGGAGUGGGAUCCGCUACCCUACGAACCUCCACCGGACUACGAUCUGGAAGACAAACCUCCUAACAGACGGUGGUCGGUGGUGACAUUCAGCAAAGGUCCUGAAAAAACGAAAACGAAAAUUGAAAACGUUAAUAUUAAGAUACCGAAGACAAAGUUGAAUAAGCAACUUGACAGGGCGAGGUCACAAUCACCUAGUUGGAAGAAAGAACAAGUUAAAUCAAUUAAUGGCGAACACAAUAGGCGAAUCGCGAACUCGAAGAGCCAUUAUGAGCUCGUAGGUGCUAGGCAAAAACCGGAAGGCGCUAGAGACCGCGUGCGUGACCAACAGGAUUCCAUAGAAGAAUUGGAGGAAAUAGAAGAAGAGGAAUCUAAAUUUUGUACUUUACCACGUGGAGGAAAUACGUUUACCAUUCGUCAGGUCGUGUUCCACAAAGGACCAGACUUUAAACCGUUAGGUUUCAGUAUAGUUGGUGGUAGAGAUUCCCCAAAAGGAAGCAUGGGCAUUUAUGUUAAAACUAUUUUUCCUAAUGGACAGGCAGCUGAUAGUGGUACACUGAAGGAAGGUGACGAAAUUCUUGCAGUGAAUAGCAAACCCCUUCACGGUUGUUCCCAUAAAGAGGCCAUCAACGUUUUCAAACAGAUUCGUCAAGGAUCAGUCCUUUUGCAUAUAGGUCGCAGAAUCACCAAGAAACAUCGAGACAAAAAUUACUAAUUGUUUUUUAAACCUACAUCGAAUAUUUUAUUUAUUUUAAGGAAUUGUAGCUAAAUCUGCAGAACUCUGUUGGUUCCAUAAUUAUUAUAUAGUCAUUUUACCCCUUACAUUAUACCCAUAUUGAAUAUAUAUUUGAAUGUACGCUUCUCCCAAAAUGUAAAAAUAACAUUAUGCUAAUGAUGUAAUGCAGAUUAUAAAAAUCCCUCGAUAUUUGAGCCACAUGGAAACAUUUUAACUUAAUUUACCAUCAUCAGUCAAUGCAGAUUUAAAAAAGAGUGUGAAUGGAGUUUGAUUUUAUACUAUUUCGAAUAGUAAAAAUUUAUAAAGCAAAAUAGUGAUGUAAAUUUAAGAUUACUCUUACAUUUAGGAAAAAACUUUCACGUACUUAUUUUUUAAGUAUAGUAGAAAAAUAUAUUUAUUCUUUGCCAUUCCUUGGAAAUUGGCUGUAAAUCAUCUAAUAAAAUAUAUAGGUACAUUUAUUAAUAUUCCUUAACACGAAUAAAAUAUUUGAAAUGUUUACUAGUAACUGCCUUUUUAAUUAUUUUAUAAAUGAGUACCAAAGAUAUGAACGUUAUCAGCAAAUUUAUGCUUUUGCAUAAUUUAUCUUGAGUAACAAUGUUCUACUUUUAAUAUUAAUGGUUGUUUUAUGUUUACUUUUUGUUUAAAUAUCUGUUUGCAAUAUUCUGUGAAUAGUAACUAUUUUAUUUAUAUACCUUUUACAUUACGAAAUUAGCUAACUUUAUAACAUCACUCGUUUAAUUGUAUUGUCAAUCUGUGCAUCUUAUUAAUUAGUUGCUAUAUUAUACUUUUGUUAUCCAG
This is a messenger RNA of Psylliodes chrysocephalus, 2109 nucleotides long. The record is from the annotation of a GenBank genome assembly. NCBI's taxonomy places the organism in Eukaryota, Metazoa, Arthropoda, Insecta, Coleoptera, Chrysomelidae.